CCGUGAUUUAUCCCAUUGUUUUCUCCUCCUUCCCCUCCCACAAAUCUCCUCUCAUCCCUCGUUAGGGUUAGGUCUCGCCCCCAUCCAUGGCGACGGCGGUGCUCAGAUCCCACGACGCGCUCGCCAACACGAUGCACCUCGACGCCUUCGCCGCGUCCCCCAUCAAGCCGCGCCGCCGGCGCCACGCUAAGGCCGGCUCGCCGCCGCCCAAGGGUGCCGUUCCGGUCGUUACUUCCUCCCCGCCGCCCAAGCAGGCGCAGGCGCCCGUUUCGUCGUCGCCUCCGAAGGCCCCGGCGGCCGGUCGCCGGUCCCCGCCCGCGAAGCCCGCCCGCAAGCAGCCGUCCCCGUCCAAGGAGGCCCCCGCCAAGCCGCCGCAGAUGGUCGUCCGGAUCCUGAAGCGCGGCGAGGAGCCACCGGCUCCCGCUCCGGUUCCCGCCCCUGUACAGCCCAAGGUGCAAGCCCCGCCGGCGGACAGGCGCGUGCGGUCGCCUUCCCCUCCGUCAGCAGCCCCCGUCCAGACCCGGGCCCCUGCCGAGAGGCGCGUGCGGUCCCCUUCCCCGGCCUCUGCCGCCGCACCCGUCCCGGCCCGCGCGCCCGCGGACAGGCGCGUGCUCGGCUUCACCGCCCGGAUCGGGCCCCAGUCACCGGCCGUCGUGCCGACCAAGAGGAUGGUCUCCGUCGCCGCUGUUGCCGCCACCGCGGCGACGUACGCCGGCCCGGCCUUCUCCGUCGCGGCCCCGGAGCCGAGCUCGCUCCCUGUCCCCGGAUUCCUGCAGCGGGCCGAGGAAGAGGCCACCCGCGGCCUCCGCUGCCUCCUCCGCAUCGGCGAGCUAUCAUGAUACCGGCGGCUCCCCUUGCCGCCGCGUGUGCGUCUCCCUCGACGGCCACGCCCUUCUGCCCCGCUUCGCAUCGUCUUCCUCUCCCCCUUCUACACAGAAGAAGAAGAGGUGGUAAAUCUUCCUCUCUUUCAACUCCACGGAAGAAUCAGGGUUGGUAAAUCUCCCCUACUGAUGGAUGGAUGGAUGGUUGGUGGAUCUGGUAGUAGGCUUAUUGUCUGAUCAGAUCCCGGUGACGUUCCCAUCAAACCCCUCGGUAUUUUUUCAGAGGUAAGGUUUGAUGGACGUUCACCGGUGGUAGGAUUUGGUGGUUGCAUAGGUUUACACGUUGCCGCAAGUUGUUUGGUAUGCCUCUGAUGUCGUUAGGUAGUAGAGGAUUAAUUGUUCAGGGUUGGUGGUUGCUUCUCCGUUCUCUUCUCAAGAUUAGGCUCGCUGGGUUAGGUCAUCUGAUAGGCACUGAGUAUGUGAUUCGAAGGUCAAUAAGUUUUAAGGAGUAGUCUUUAUCUUAAGAAUUAAGUUAUGUAUAGUUGCAUCAGCUGGGCCUACGUGUAGUUGAUUUAGCAACUGAGAGAUAUGAGAGUAGUUGCAUCAGCUAAGCUAUAUGUGUAGUUGAUUUAGCAACUGAGUUAUGAUGUUCUAGUAUCAUUCAAGGUCCUAUGUAAAGUUUGUGUGUCUGUAUCAGUCGCUCCAUAGUCGUCAAAUAAUAAAUCAGUGGUAGUUUCUCUUCU
Lolium perenne is the source of this 1564-nucleotide messenger RNA. RefSeq lists its product as uncharacterized. NCBI's taxonomy places the organism in Eukaryota, Viridiplantae, Streptophyta, Magnoliopsida, Poales, Poaceae. The record is from RefSeq and is a predicted model, not a curated record.